Molecule: messenger RNA, 717 nt
Organism: Ruditapes philippinarum (Manila clam)
Lineage: Eukaryota; Metazoa; Mollusca; Bivalvia; Venerida; Veneridae
Product: hemocyte protein-glutamine gamma-glutamyltransferase-like
Exons: 4
Coding region: 265-717 (150 amino acids)
Biological process (GO): peptide cross-linking
Molecular function (GO): protein-glutamine gamma-glutamyltransferase activity
Source: RefSeq, a predicted model, not a curated record
AAAAUCAUGUUUAUUGAACACAUCCCCCCGCUUUACCCAAAACCGGUUGAUGGAGUUUGAAAAAAAAACAUAAAAGAGAAAUUGCAGUAUGAUAUACAGCGAUAUGUCUAUCUCGUAUAUCGCUUCAAUAAACUAAUAAAGUAUUUAAGGUGAAAAGGAAAUUUGUAACUGGCAAGUUGUUGUAACUUAAAAGAAGUGGUAAAUAAAAUCACCGGAUAAAACAUCGUCUUUUAAAGUUAAGGACCACCACGCUACGGCGAUAGAAUGGAGGGUAGGCGGAGGACAUACACUCGGCACGAGCGUACAGGAAACAACCUUAUGUCGGACUAUGAGACUUAUCUUUGGGGCUCGAACCGCUAUGUGAAUUACAAUUCUUCCUCAUCGUCGACCUAUGGUGAAGGUUACGGAAGCCUGAAAGUGACCGGGAUUGACAUGAAUAUCAGAUAUAACACAGAGACACACCGCACCAAAGACUUUGACAUCACCAAUGCCAAAUUGUAUGACAGUCGUCAAGUGCUUGUCGUAAGACGAGGGCAGAAAUUCUACAUGAAGUUUACAUUUGACAGGCAUUUUAACCCUGAAAAUGAUGAUGUUCGAAUAAUUUUUCAAUUUGGAAAACGUCCACUUCCCUCUAGAGGAAGCCAUGUGGGCUCAAACUUUCCUCCACAUUCAAGUUACGGAGAGAGUAAAUGGAAUUCUCAUUUACUGAGUCGAUAG